Messenger RNA from Urocitellus parryii (Arctic ground squirrel), 561 nucleotides. RefSeq names its product olfactory receptor 9K2-like. The record is from RefSeq and is a predicted model, not a curated record. Gene Ontology annotation, biological process: G protein-coupled receptor signaling pathway. Gene Ontology annotation, molecular function: olfactory receptor activity; G protein-coupled receptor activity. NCBI's taxonomy places the organism in Eukaryota, Metazoa, Chordata, Mammalia, Rodentia, Sciuridae. Gene Ontology annotation, cellular component: membrane.
GCCAUCUGCAAUCCUCUUCUUUAUAGUGUCUACAUGUCAAGACGCCUCUGCAGCCAGCUGAUGGCUGGUUCCUAUUUCUGUGGCUGGGUCAGUUCUACCAUUCAAGUCAGUGUGACAUUCUCAGUGUCUUUUUGUGCGUACCGAGUCAUUGAUCACUUCUACUGUGAUUCUUACCAACUUGAGAAGAUCUCCUGCUCUAAUCUCUUUGUCAAUAAGAUGGUAUCUCUGAGUUUGGCUAUCUUCAUUAUUUUGCCCACAAUAGUUGUCAUUGUAGUCUCUUACAUGUACAUUGUGUCCACAGUCUUGAAGAUCCCCUCCACUGAAGGGAGAAAGAAAGCCUUCUCCACCUGCAGCUCUCACCUUGGGGUAGUGAGUGUGCUUUAUGGGACUGUCUCGUUUGUGUAUCUUGUACCUCCCAGCAAUCCUGAACUCCGCAAAGUGGCCUCAGUAUUUUACAUACUGGUGACACCCAUGUUAAACCCUCUGAUCUACUCUCUAAGAAACAAAGAUGUCAAACAAGCUUUGAGAAAAAUCCUAGGGAACAAGAAAGCUUUACCCUAA